AUGGAUGUCGAGUCUAUGGAGAUGAACGGGAGCAAGAGGGUUUUUCAGCGGCAAGCCGGCGGAUCGGUGGCUGGCGGCACCGGAAAGGUGUGUAAUUACUGGUUGCAGGGGAGGUGCAAUCGGCGCCCUUGCCCCUAUCUCCAUGGCGAUCCCUCCUCCCAUCGGCAACCGAAACAAUCCCAAGAGUACGAAGAUGGUGCGCCGAAGAGGACGCAGGGGUAUUCCCGGGGCGGCGGCGGCGGCGGCCUGGUGUGGAGAAACCCGAGUGCCGGAGGAGGGCCAUCGAAGUGGGGUAGGGGCCGGGGAGCGCCGCCAGGGGCAGGAGGAGGGAGUGCUGCGACCGCCGGGGCCCCAGCCGCCCGUAGGGGUUCUGAAAUCAUCUGUAAGUUCUUCGUCAAGGGGCGAUGUUCGUACGGAGAAAGUUGCAAGUUUCUUCACUCUUGGUCCGUCGGAGAUGACUUCUCGCUCUUGACCAAGCUCGAGGGCCACCAGAAGGUGCGAGGGCUUUAAUGUCCUUGAUGUUCGACCGAGCCGAGGCCCGGUCCUUCUUGAUUUCAGCAUACUUCUCUGGUUGUGUUUCUUUAGUGGGGGCGAUGAUCUGAGAAGCUGGUCUAGCAGGUUGUUACAGGGAUUGCUCUUCCAUCUGGGUCUAAUAAGCUGUACUCAAGCAGCACCGAUGAGACCGUGCGGAUUUGGGACUGCGAGAGUGGGCAGGUAAUGGCGAUGGCAAUCCACGCAAUACCAUGAUUUCCGUUGAUUCAUCGACAGUACUGUGAAGCCUUGUUCUGGGAAUCAUGCAGUGUAUUAUGGUUGCCAAACCGGGAGGAGAAGUCGGAUGCAUUAUCAGUGAGGGACCAUGGGUGUUUAUUGGGAUCCCUAAUGCUGUCAAGGUACGAGUAUGGAGACUAAAUUUGUGCAAUUUACUUUUUUUUGAAAUCAUGAGAGAGAAAGGAAGAUUUAAUUGCUCUUUCUUCGUUGAGAAAAGCCAUCAAUAAAAUUAUUGUCUUCACAGGCAGUAAAUAUUCAAAUGGGAACUGAAAUGAACCUCGAUGGACCUCUUGGGCAAGUGUACUCUUUGGCCGUUGGCAAUGAUAUGCUCUUUGCUGGUGUACAGGUAACCUUUGUGUGUUUUUUUGGUAGUUUAGUUUAGUAUUUAAUUUAUUUUUCCGGCAAUCUAUUUGUUGAGUUGAAGAUCUCAUGGCUCUCUUUCUAUGAGCAAUGCCACAUUCCUAGUUAACCCUCCAUUGGUUGUAUGAUGGAACACUCCGCACUGUUCUUCUUUUUUACAGGACAGUAACAUAUUGGCAUGGAAAUUUAGUCCGGAGGGCAAUUGCUUUCAACCUGCGGCUUCUCUAAGUGGCCAUCAAGGAGCUGUUGUUGCAUUAGUUGUUGGCGGUAUGAGGCUGUACUCUGGUUCCAUGGACGGUACCAUACGAGUAAGUUGGCUGCAUUACUAAUGAGUGCAAUUCUCUUUGUCAUGGACUGAUCUUUAACUCAUUUUUGACAGGCGUAUUAUGAUGCAUGCAGUUUCAGUCUUUCUACUGUCGUUGGAGGGUUUUUUUCCCUCGUAGUUUUUGUUGAACAGAACAUGGUGCUAUCUCAGCUUCCUAUGCUGAUUGUGACUUCUCAAUGAUAUAAUUAGCUUAACAAUUUAAUAACUAGUUUGUGAAUGGGACGAUAGGCCCUGUGGUUUGUUUUUCUUUUUUCCCAUCUAUCAAAGACGCCUACGACUUUCUAAAGAAAAGAUAUCUGUUCAAUGGGUGCUAACCAAGAUUUAGCUAACGUAUCUUGAUGUUCCUAGGCUCCUGUCCUGAUAGAAGCAUAUCCAUUCAUAGAGGAAGAGGAGAAAUAAACGAAUAACUGUUGGAUUGCUUGUUUCUGUCCCACUGCAAGGGUGCUACUCGAAAAGAAUGAGAGAUUAAAUCAAAUGCUCUCUUUGGCUCAAUUAUCUUUUAAUGGCCGUAUUGCUUGGGACCGUGGGCAGUUGAUAAGCUUGGAGGUUUAUUUGAUCUGCCUGAGGAAUGCUAACGACUUUGGUGUCAGGCAGUUGAUAAGCCUGUCUGACCUGAGAUGCGUCAAGAAGUGUCUGCAAACAUGAAACAGGGAGGAUUUUGGUUCAACUCGUGUCAGGCAGGAGCUAUUACAAAAAAGUGAAGAACUUCACAUUAGGAAAGAAGAAGGUAUGCUACCUAGACUAAGUAAAAACAUCUUUAGUGCAAAAAAUGAGUAUCAUGAACGUCUUAUUGGGGAUUAACUAGAUUUGUACCUACUAGCAAAGGAAGAAUAUUUAAUCGUUGAAAACAGAAACUUUUACUAUGCAAUGACCUGUCCUUUGACUGGUUUGAAGUUGCGGUAGGUUUUAUCAGGACUAUGACUUUUCAGUCUCAAGAGGGACAUUGAUAAGAUGAUUGAUAGAAUCGGACAAUGCUUGUGCAAAGACAUUUAUUUUGGAUAACUUCACGGCAGGGCCAAAGUGCCUUCACUACCUAAUUAAAUGUGGAGUGUGAGAGCGUUCAUUGGUCAAAGUUAAUCAAAAAGCCCAGAAUUGGUCAACUGUUUGUGUUUUUGCUGAGUUGCUCUUUCUGUCGAGAGAUUUACAUCAGUAUGGUGGUGGUUUUGGAGAUUCAUAAGGGCCGGCCAAUUUUCAGUCCAGGAAAUGGAGAACCAUGUGCCUUCUUUGGGUGUUCCAUGGUACUUAUUUUGCUAGCAAGGCCAUAGGAGGUUCCAAAACAUUUUCAGCACUAGUGCUGUAACUAUGUAAGUUCAACUCAAAUGACGGAUGAGUGGUCAGUUAGUGCUGUGCUGGCAAAAUAGUUCUGUUUAGAUACAUUAGUCUAGGUAUCAGAACAUCUGGUUUUGUAGCUAGUGAUUUUGUGUUAUACAUCAUGCAACACUUUUCUGGACCAUUUGAUGUGAGUUGAUGUUUUCGAAUUUUCCCUGAUCCUAUGUAAUAUCUCUCUCUCUCUCUAUAUAUAUAUGUACACUUUGAUGAAUGAAAUGUGCCUAAAUCCUCCUCAAAUAUAACAACGAACUUCUAUCGUUGAAAUUAAGUUUAUAUUUGGGCUAACGAUGGGCCAGUGUUGUCUAAGCUUGAUUUUAGCCUUUGAUUGCGGAUUUAUAUCACAACCUAGCUGGAUAAGCUUGAGACAACUCACCUGGUCUAAAAUCGCUCUCGCUUUUCAAAACUUAGGUUUUAGUGCUGAAAAUUGUAGAAAGAUGUCAGGGCACAUGUUUGGUUCAGCCAGUUAUAUGAUGUCGGAUUGGGUGUUAAAUUAAUGUAGUGAAAUGUUUUCUGGCUACCGAAGGUUAACACAGUUAAUCUCUAUCUCUUUGUGAAAACAGCACUUAUCUUGCCUGUAGCUGACUCUAGCUAUUUUGCUAAGCAGUUACCAAGUGCUGCUUGUUUGGAGUAAAAAUGGACUCAUUGAAUCACCAGGUUUUGAUGAAUAAGGGAACAUAAAUAAAGACCGAGAAAAAAAACCCUAACAACAGGAAGAAUUGUUUUUCUUACUAUAGGAUCAUGUCCAGACGUUGCUUUUUUAUGCUGGUUUAGUGAUUAACCAAAUCGAUGAGACCUUGAAAGCGUCUUUUUCAAGCGACAGUAGCAGGACGUUCUGUCAGUCCGGGAAGUUUUUGGUGACAAGACGGAGAUAUCAGAAGUGAGGAUUCUCACAUGAGUAAUGAAAAAUCUUGUGAAAACAUGAACGCUCAAGUGGAAGGCUUUCUGCGUUCAGUCAAUCUAAAACUCCUCAGAUACAGAUGUCUUCAAGGUGUUUGGCGAGAACAACUACUAUUUGGAUUUUUUGUUUGGUCAGGUGGCAUUAGAUAUGUUGCUUUCUAUCAUUCCAUAGUCUGCUUUUGGAAGAAGAGGUGUGGGUAGUGUUAGAUGGGAAUUGAGCAAGUACAUGAGCAUAGGGGAGCGCUCAGCUAAUCCAAUAUGCUCAGGAUGCUUUUCCAGUUAAAGUGUGAAGACGGUCCUUAGAAGUAGUUACUUAUAAUUGUAUUUGCAGUAGAACCUCACUACCUAGCAAUUAUCUUUGGGAAAAUUAGUGUUAUUAAUUCUCUAAGAUUAGUACUUGUUGUAUGACUUUGAAUUCUGUCAUCUUGAAAAGCGUUCCUUUUCGAACAUUCUGUUUUUUUUCUCUUUUUCUCAGCUUACUCUUGCUUUGGCAUGCUUUAAUAUAAUUCUAUGUUCAACUUCCUUUGGAUUGCCUUAGGUCUAUAAUGAAGAUGGUAGAGUCACUUAUGCCAAUUUCCGAACUCUUUGAAAGCAUUCAUAGUUUUCCAAGCAUCACUAGGCAAUGAGAGGGGCUAGAUGCCCACGAUGACUGGCCUUCUGUGUGAGUGGCGAUUUGAUAACAGUUGUUCGGAUUUAGCCAGGCAUUUGAAAAUGCGGGCAGAAAAUGAAUAUUUUAAAGUUUUGAUUUUUCAUUUAUUGACUGUAGAAAGACAUUUUUAUCUUAUCCGAAAAAAUAUUUAUAUUUUAGUUUUAUUUCAAAUGUUUACCUCGUCUUAUUGCCUAUGUAGUAAGACUUUUGGCCAUUACCUUAAUCUGCCUUAAAAACUUGAUAAUAUUUGCUUAAUAUCACUUCAUAUAGUCGUGAGUGAUGUUUGGUUAUCUUUUAUAUUUUAUUUACCACAUAUCAUCAUGGUUACCGCCUAUUAUGUGUGCUAUAACGUCUGAAGUACAUUUCAGAUUUGGGACCUUGCAUCUUUACAGUGCAUUCAAACUCUUAGUGACCACACGGAGGUUGUUAUGUCACUAUUAUGUUGGGAUCAAUUUCUGCUAUCCUGUUCUUUGGACCGAACAAUAAAGGUGGGAGUUCUUGUUGACAAGUACUUUCCUUGAUGCUUGGGUUUUGUGCCUAAAGACGAAUUUUCUCACAAUCUUCCUUGUCAUUUACAUUGGUGAAGGUCUGGGCUGCAACAGAAAGUGGAAGCUUGGAAGUAACAUACACGCACAACGAAGAAUAUGUACGUUGAUUCAUUCAAUUAUUCAAUGUUUAAAGCUAUUACUUUUAUGCUUGGCAUUUGAAGAACUCUGUAUGAUUAAUUUUUUGUUUGUAUAGAUGGUUUCUUUUUUCAUUCUUUGGGGACUUGUAUAUAAGCAUAUUGUCAUUGAUUAGAGAUGGUAUUCCUCCUUCCACAACAUCACUGGCUACCGCUGACCAUUAGAAAUGCGGUAGUGGGAGGCAGUGUCAAAUCCAAUUGUACCCAGUGGUAAAAGCCCUCGGGGACAGGUACCCUAAUUGGUGAUCCUUCAUACAGUUUUCUGCUUACUUGUUCUCAUUUUGAGUUAUUGCGUAAUAAUAGUGCAGCAACCAUACUAUUCACUACUGAAAUUCUUCUGUUUCUAUCGUAGAAAGAGUAGUGGCCUUGCUAUCCUUGAACUGGCCAGCCAAUUCCUUCCUCAUCCAAUACUCAAAUCUGCAGUGAACAUGUCCGACCUCUCUUGUUUUUAGCUGACCAAUACCCAGAUAUUCGACCACAAACAAAGCCCCUUUUGUCAGUCGAAUACUAGUUCUUGAUUCAUACCCUUCUUAACUCGAUCCAUCAGCUAUAUCUCAUACAAUCCAUCCAUUAUAAUUUCCUGUCCACCAUGGCGGUGCUUGACGCAUUGUUAGGCUUGUUCCACUUGCCAAAUCCAAUGAGUGCAUUAGCAGGCAUUCUAUGUCAAUCAGUGAAGUUGUAUCUGGUGCAGCGGGCAGACCAAAUCCUUUUAAAGGAAUUAGGCAGCUGGGGAGGAUGCGAAACCGUAGAUAGUGGUAGUUAAGGUGAUGUACUGGCACAUCUUACAUGUACAAUAAAGCAACAAACUCCGCUGAAUUCUGAUGACAUAGGAACUAAGGUUCAUGAGAUGGAAUAUCCUAUUUUGAUUGAUGAUGAAUAGGAUGUAGAUCUAUGGUGUGGAAUCUACCUCGGGCCUGAUAUUUGCAUUUCCAUUUGCUAAAAAUGCUCGUCAUGUUUUACCAAGAAGAGGCUCGUAAUUAGCUGAUUACAAGUGUUCAUUAUGGAUGGAGGCUAAUACAUGCUCUCUAAGUCCAUUCUCAGGGAGCUCAUCCUUUCUUUUCUUUUUGAACUUCACAAGAAAUACAGUCACGUAUGUAGGACUUACCCUCCUGCAAAUUUACUGGAGGCGAAUGGCCAAUAAGAUUGAAAGCUACUGUCUCAUAUGUAUGAAUAAAACUCUACCCCAAACUUCUGAAUGUCCAUGUAAGAAGCAAGUUCGUGUUGCUGAUGAAGAGACUAGAGUGAGAGGGUUUAGACCUUGAUGUUGACAAUGUUAGGCUAAGAUCAGUUUGACGUAGGUUUGUGAAAGAAACGAAGGGGGACAUGUUUUCACAUAGUGUAGGCAGAAGAAUAUUGAAGGAUGUUGCCUUCAUGUUUUGUCUGAGCCACAUCACUGUCCGUCUCUAUGAUUCAGUAUGGUCUUCUCUCUAUGUAAUUCAUCCUCUUCCAUCUGUCUUGUAUCUGUUGCCCUGCCACUAAAUCUGUCUGGAUUAGUGAUUUCUGGGCAGCAUUUCUCAAAUUGCAUCAGUUCAUUGCCCACCAGCUCCCUCUGUUCAAUUACUUCAUGUGCCCUUAUUAGGUAGAUUGUCAUAUAUAAUUCCAUAACGACCUUUCUCUAUUCAGGAAUAAAUUGGGGAAACAUGAUAUCUCCCUUUGAAAAAAAACAGGCCAUGCGCCGCCAUUUUCUCUUUAUUAUAUAUAGCUACCCUUUUGAUCUUGAACGAGUUUUACUCUGGUUUUGAAAAAUGCAAUUCCUCAACAAAGAAUCUCCCUCAAAGCCCAAAAAAAUAUAGAGUAGCAGCACUGGAAACAGGACCUGAAAUCUGUUAAGUGGAUCAUCUGGGGAUUUUGUCAAGACCUACAAUUUCCUAGAAAAUUAUCGAGGGGACAUAUAUUUUUUAAAUCAAAGGCAGCAUGCUGGCCUCAACCGGUUUCAUCAUCUUGUGGUUACAUAGAUAGAUUAUUAUAUCAAACUGGAGAUUAUCUUUUUUCUCCUACUUUACAUGAUGAUGUCCAGUUCCUUGGGAAUCCCACCGAGAAGAAUGCCCAUAAGUGGCCAAUACUUUGUUGCUGGGUUCUAACGUUUGCCUGCUUGUUUGGUGGUGGCAGGGCGCCCUUGUUCUUGCCGGAAUGCCCAACGGCCAUGGCAAGCCGGUUUUGCUGUGCUCAUGCAAUGACAAUAUAGUCCGCCUCUACGACCUGCCCUCGUGAGUGCCGCCCGCCUCGAUGGAGGCUGCGAGAACCUCUUCUCUCUCUACAAUUCCCAAAGAUGACAUCUUUCCAUUGCUUCUUCGUGUGCAGAUUUGCCGAGCGAGGCCGGAUAUUCUCCAAAGAGGAGGUGAGAGCUAUUCAGGUGGGGCCUGGUGGGCUGUUCUUCACGGGGGACCGGACGGGGGAGCUCAGAGUGUGGAAGUGGAUGGCAGGAGAUGCCCACAGCAGUUGA
This is a messenger RNA of Spirodela intermedia, 7453 nucleotides long. Lineage: Eukaryota; Viridiplantae; Streptophyta; Magnoliopsida; Alismatales; Araceae. The record is from the annotation of a GenBank genome assembly.